Molecule: messenger RNA, 573 nt
Organism: Haemonchus placei
Lineage: Eukaryota; Metazoa; Nematoda; Chromadorea; Rhabditida; Trichostrongylidae
Source: the annotation of a GenBank genome assembly
AUGUGGUUGCUUCUGUUUUUGAUGGUAGCACUGGCUGCGGCACAACAAUGGGACGCGUCGAAGUAUCCGAAUCCAAGGAAAGGUGGAUUCAAACAGUGUAACAUGAAAUCAGCGAGCAGCGUUUGUGAUCCAGACGAGGUUCUUAGCAUGGAAUCGCGAUAUCGCCUCAACAACGAUCUUCAACGAAUCUCUGUGAGAACUGAAAGAGCUGGCGGUGCUUUCUGUGAUCGAAAAGGAACUGAUGCCAUACUAGCUAUAGUUAGACAGGGAUCACAACAACUCGUGAACGAUUUGAGUCGAUUGUGGCAUAUGGACGAUCAGUGCAAGAAAGGCAUCAUAUUCUUACUGAGCUCCGAUGACCAUGCUGAUGAAGUGCAAUCAAUCAUCGACACCAACGAAAGGCAACUUCAAACAGGAGACUUCGUCGGAGCUCUUGGAAACAUCUUCAAAGAAGUCGGCAAACGAACAAAUAUUGAAGAUGGUUUGGUUACCCCUCAUCCUCCGAUCAGUGUUGCCGCUUUAACUAUCUACUCUUCUUUACCACUACUGCUUUUAUUUAAUAUUUUUGUUUGA